Molecule: messenger RNA, 504 nt
Organism: Tilletiaria anomala UBC 951
Lineage: Eukaryota; Fungi; Basidiomycota; Exobasidiomycetes; Georgefischeriales; Tilletiariaceae
Product: Maf1 regulator
Exons: 3
Biological process (GO): negative regulation of transcription by RNA polymerase III
Cellular component (GO): nucleus
Molecular function (GO): RNA polymerase III core binding
Source: RefSeq, a predicted model, not a curated record
AUGAAGUACCUCGAUUACCCGGAGCUCGAACUGCUCUCGCGUGCACUCACCUUCGAGUCGGCCGAGUGCCGCGUAUUUACGCGCCUCGAGGCCUACUCAUGCAAGGCCGUCUCCAAGGAGCGCAAGCUGAUGAAGGAGCUCGAAGAUGCCUCAAACCACGAACACCACGGGCCCGUAUCCACUUCCUUGGAGGACCCGCGCACCCAGUUUACCGGCGCCUUCGCGCCGCUCGACUCCCCUUUCGGGCGUUUAAACGACCCACAGGCGCGCAAGAAGCUCUUCCUGCUCAUCACUGCGCUCAACGCCGCGUUCCCCGACCACGAUUUCAGCCUAAUCAACCCAGCCGACUUUCGCCGUGAGGAGAACCCCGCCGCUGUGCUCAACUCCCUCAGCACCACCUUGCUCAACCUCCGCGGCGGCAGCGGCACGCCCCGCAGCGUGUUAUGGGCGACGUACGCAUUCUUCUACAAUCGCCGCCUCAAGCGCAUCCUUUUUGUCAAUGUC